Saccostrea cuccullata (small rock oyster) is the source of this 716-nucleotide messenger RNA. RefSeq names its product U1 small nuclear ribonucleoprotein 70 kDa-like. Bases 79 to 684 code for a protein of 201 amino acids. The record is from RefSeq and is a predicted model, not a curated record. The transcript has 6 exons. Lineage: Eukaryota; Metazoa; Mollusca; Bivalvia; Ostreida; Ostreidae.
UUGAUACAAACCUUAAAACAUAUAAAAUGCGUGCCGUUUUCAGAAUAUUAUUCCUCGUGGCGAAAACAGGAAGGGGCAAUGGCGCCCUGCAGGUUAAUAGUUCUGUGUAUCGUAGCACUAAUCGGCGUCUUAAUACAAAGUUCUUCCAGCAAAAAUGUUGAGGACAGGGGUACUAAUGUCAAAAGUCGUUCAGAUCUUGACAUAGAAGAAGUGCCAGGAGUCGAUGGAAUUAAGAAAGAUGACAACAAAGAAGGAGAGCUGACAUUGAUUGACCGAGCCGUGAAAAACACAGGUUUAACAAAAGAUGAAAUCGAGGAGGUAGAAAAGCGAGGAUGGAGAAGAAGAUCUCGGCGUGGAAGACGACGCAGACGCUCUCGACGAAGGAGAUCUAGACGAAGGAGAUAUAGAAAUCGUCGAAGGAGAAAUCGAAGAAAUCGACGACGGAGAAAUCGAAGAAGGCGAUCCAGACAAAGGAAUGGUCGAAGAGGUUCCAGAAGAAAGGGAUCCAGUGGCCAAAGUGGUGGCGGUGGUGGGAUUGGAUCUCAUAUUGGAUCCGCUUUUUCUGGAGGACUUGAUGCAGUAAAUAGCGGUUUAGAUCUAGCAAACAACCUCAGUCCCGGCAAUAACGACAAUUACCCUGACGAUGCUGAUCAGAACACGGACGAGGAAGAGAAUAUUUACUAGACUAAGCAUGAGAAUAAAUUACAUUUAAUCGG